Xyrichtys novacula (pearly razorfish) is the source of this 3088-nucleotide messenger RNA. Lineage: Eukaryota; Metazoa; Chordata; Actinopteri; Labriformes; Labridae. The record is from the annotation of a GenBank genome assembly.
UUGACAUGGUUUCCCCAAACACCAAAGUCUGCCCAGACAUAGAUUCAUCAGGUUGCCCAUCACUGAUACUGAUGAGACUCAAAACAGAAGAAAAUGUUUGAGAACAAUACUGUGAACUCCUAAUUACUUCAUGGUUUCCUCUACACUGGACUCUCACAAAUCUUCAAAGAAACUCUCCUGCAGCCUGCUCCUCAUCUAACAAGCCUUCCUGUCCUGCCGUAGAGACCAAGGGCGUAGAAUUGGGACGCUAGGGACACGUCCCUAACCAAUAAUCAGCUGCUACAGUGUAGUCCCUGUCAGCACAACCGCUGUCCGUAUAGUGUUCAAGCAAUGAUUAUGGCACACAAAGGGUUAACAGUCGGUCUCUGCUAGAAGUCCCGCCUCUAAGCUAAGUAUCGCUCUUCGAUUGGCUGCCGGUUUCUCGCUUACGUACGUGUGAUUGGCUGUCCCCGCUGUCAGUACAUCUGCCUGUAAAAGUUACCUGUGAGUUGGACUGGACAGGAAGCAGACAGACAGUGUAGGAUAUCUGCAACCGCGGAGUGUAAGUUGUCAACAUGUUUGGCAUAUUGUACUUGGGUCACGUCGGCUGAAACAGAUUUUAAUAUCAGGGGUGUCAUUUACAUUUACAUUUGUGUAUGUGUCGGUUUGCGUGCAUAAACUUUCAGGUGGACAAUUUUGUAUCCCUACCAAUUUCAAAAUCAAACCUACUCCCUUGGUGAAGACACAUUAUUGAGGAAAACGCACAUCAACAUUGUUCAUAAGUCAGACACUAAUGGUACAAGGAUCAGUUCUAUCGGUCGUUUCAAAUACAUCAAUACGUUGGCUUUGCUUAAACAAAGAGAAGAGAUUUUUGAGUUGUCAAUAAAGGCUGUGGAUAAUUAUAGUAGCUCCAAUAGUCCCAUGCAUGCUGUUGGUAUGUUCACUAUGUCCUUGCAAACUUUAUUUUACUCAAAAGUAGCAAUUGGAGUGGGAAAACAAACAAACAAGGAGAGCAACAAACUAAACCAGAGAGGUUUAACCUGCUUGAUGGGGUUACUUCCAAUUCAGGAAACAUGUUAGGAAAGAGGAAGUAGUCCUGGUUGACAAAAUGCCUCUGCAACACAACAUUAUAAUGUUGUAACAUUGUACACUACUUCUUAUAAAGCUUUAAAGAUUGUAUGAAGAGGCCGUCUAGAGAUCACAGCAGCAUAAAACAAAUGCACUGUGUCUAUAUAAUUCACAUAUAACAAAUGAAAGUUUUCUGCUUUCUAUCUGUAUUUUUCUCAGUAUUUUAAUUCAUCUGCCUCUGAGAAGCCCACAGUGAUUGUCUGUUUCCCCGAGUUCAAAGUAUGACAAAAGGGUCUCUUGCAUAACCAGUUUUCUGUUGACAAAGAGAUAAGUACGUUUGUGCUGAGAGUCAGACUGAACAGAAAAAUCUGCCAAACUGCAUGACUAUGAUGUGUAGAAAAUCUGAUUCUAAUUAACCGUGAAAUUUUACUUUUGGUUAAAGCAGCUGACCCAGUGUGGAUUCAUUUCUCAGUGCACAUGAGUGCCAACAGGCUGCAGCAACUUAAGGGUCAUAUUUUACCUGAAAAUAAGGUAAGCUUUAAUCUUAAAAUUAUUAUAUUUAUAUUUUUUUAAUGACCAGGCUACAUUUGAGUGAGGUUUGAAACAUCAUAUCAAUGUUUUUAUUAGCUGCUCAGUUUAUGUUAUGGAAACCAUGUGAAGUCACUUUUUUAAGGCAGGAGACAAUAUGACAGGAGCUGUCAGUCCUGUCAGAAUAACAAAUUAUUCAUUUUAAUUUUGCUCACAUUUAGAAACAGGUAAAACCGUAGAGUUUCUCUUUCCUUGUACAGUUGACACUAUCUUGUACUUAAGCUACAGAGUUAUCCAGUUAUCUGAACAUAAUUUUAUUUACUGAGUACUAAACACUAAUUAGUAAACAGAAAGGGUUUACAGCAUACAUUAAUAUUGAAAUCAUAACCCUGCCUCAUGGUGUUCCGACACAGGGUUAUGUUUUGCAAACAUCAUCUCGACACAUUUUAUCUCCAUACUGUCCCACAGCUUAAGUUAAGGGAACUCCCAUACAGGCAUUGUUUUAAUAUGUGCAUACUGUACAUAUUUUUCUCUGGUUCUUAUUGAGAGGCACUCCUGUAACAUUCCAUUGAAAACUGUGAACACAUGGUGACAUGUUGGAAAUUAAUAGGGUUAUCCUCUUAAUGUAAGAGUAAUGUUUGUUUUCUUGAUAAUGGAAUUAGAAAAAAAGAGCUGCAGAUAACUAUGUUUUUGCUUUAAAAUAAUAUUAUCUUUAAUCUUUUUCAUUAAAUCUCUUUUUUUUACUGUAGAUCACAGGGAUGGCAGGCUCGCCUAGUCCUCUGACUACCCAUGUACUGAACACUGCCAUGGGUGUCCCAGGUUCAAACAUGGCACUCAAUCUCUAUCAACAAGACCCAUCCACUAACGCCUGGAGGUUGAUAACUGCAGGGUAUGACAGUCAGACAGAUUAAAAAAACACACAUUCAAAAUUUAUUAUCAUCAUCUGUAAAAUGUAAUUCAGCUGCAAAAUCAGUUUAUUCAUAAUAUUUUUGACUUAACAGAACCACCAAUGAUGAUGGACGCUGCCCAGGACUCAUCACAAAACAAAUGUUUACACCUGGUGUGUAUAAAAUGCACUUUGAGACCGCAAAGUAUUGGGAGAGUAUUGGAGAGACCAGCUUUUACCCCUAUGUUGAAGUGAGGAAAAUCUAAAUUUGCAUACUUGUGGUAUAUAAAUACAUAUUUUUUUACAAUUAUCUUUUGAUAACUACCUGCAUCCCACUUGCAAUACCUUUUAACACCGAUCACCUUUUUGUGUUUGGUUUCAGAUUGUUUUCACAAUAACUGACCCUUGUCAGAAGUACCAUGUCCCUCUGCUGCUGAGUCGUUUCUCCUACAGCACAUACAGAGGGAGUUAAGAGAUCAGCCUACCUGCUGAGAAAACCUCCAUCUACCACCCGAUGUGAUGCAGAGGCAGCUCUGACAAAAACAUCUACCCAAGUUACUGUUAGAAAGUCUAACUUUCUCUAAGCAUUUUAAUUAUUUUUAUGUUAUUAAACAUUGAUAUUUCGAA